AAGAAUGCUUGGGAUUUAAUGGAGGAACGAGAUUAAAUGAGACUUGUGUGCCCUGGGUCUUAGCACCUCGGUUUCCCUCGUGUCCGCCGCACACCUGGGACUUUUUCUGACCUCGCUUUGUGUCCCUUAUCAUUUCACAGUAUUUUCAGGUGUUUUUCGUCGCCUCUUUGAUCGGGUACCUUGUUUCUUUUCUUUGCUCGUGUCCUGGUGGAUCCUUCGGCCUCUGUGCGUUCGGCUUUAAUGCGUUCGGCCCUCGUGCCUUCGCACUUGCGCUUCGGCCUCUGUGCCUGCUUUCAUCCUGUCUUCUUCUUCCGACUCUUUGGUUUUUUGUUAACAGUUCAACCAUAUAUUUACGUCUUCGGUGCUUGCCUUUGCUCUCUUUCAUUUCUCGGUUUCUUCCUUGUCGUUUGUACCUUCUCUUUCUUCUCUCCUCGACUGUUGCUGUCUUCUGUAUUUUUCGCCUCCCCCACCACCAUCCCCUGCACCACCUAAGAUUACUCUUCUUGGGACGCUUGAUAUCUUAGUUUGUCGGGGUCGUCGCCACACUACCUCACUGUUCCAGGUCGCCCGUUGCGCACAAGCCGUCCAUUUGUCCAGGAUACUCCCAUCGCAGAUGUCCUGAACAUUUUCAAGCACCAUCAUAAAGGAUGGGACCCAGGCUAAUGAUUAAACACUCCUACGAUACAUGUAGCACGGGCAAACCAGGAAAUUGAUCGGUCAUUAGUAUAGUGUUGUCGCCCAAGAGGUACAUAUCAAGAAAUGUGGUAUGCAUCAAUCUGGUAACUGCUCGGCAUAGACAAUUGUGUGCAGGGUUACCUAAUCGUAGCUAUGUCUACUCUGGAUUUGAAAGGUGAACCACACCAUAAUUGGGCUGCAGGAGUACCGAGGGACUAGAGAGCAUGAG
Messenger RNA from Cantharellus anzutake, 904 nucleotides. RefSeq lists its product as uncharacterized. Lineage: Eukaryota; Fungi; Basidiomycota; Agaricomycetes; Cantharellales; Hydnaceae. The record is from RefSeq and is a predicted model, not a curated record. The transcript has 3 exons. Bases 241 to 492 code for a protein of 83 amino acids.